Molecule: messenger RNA, 6338 nt
Organism: Ahaetulla prasina
Lineage: Eukaryota; Metazoa; Chordata; Lepidosauria; Squamata; Colubridae
Exons: 2
Coding region: 2561-3346 (261 amino acids)
Source: RefSeq, a predicted model, not a curated record
UAAAAGUGUAACAGGGAAAUGAUAGCGACGGGGACGGGCGUUACUGUUUUUAAGACACGAUCUUAUGUUGCGUUAAGUAUCAGGUAUAUAUGUGAAAUGUGUGUCCUACUGAACACCAGAGUAUAUGGUUUGAAGACAGCUAUUGACAACUGAUGCAACUGGGUCCCUUAGGAAUAUCAAAGUUGGCCACUGAGGGUAGAAGAUUGGAACAUAUCCAGAUGGAAUAAAUAAGAAAAUACAGGUAAAAUAAAUUCUUCAUGUUCUUAAAUUAUUUCAGAUUGGCAUUUCUCUGUGAACAAUAUAAUAGAAGAUAUAUUAUACAUGAAUUAUGAAAGGCCGCUACAUUUUCCUUUUGUGAUAAUAUUGGCAAUUUCUAUUUCUUAACCACAAUUAAAACAUGUGUUUUUAUUUUACUACUCCUUAUUAACAACAUACUCACGUCUUACUUUCUGAUACUUUCUUGUAGUACAAUAUUCAUGUAUUUCUUUCUUCAGAUCUGAGAUCAGUUGCAUAUUUAACUUAUCAUAUAAACUAGAUCUUUCAGCACCUUUCAGUACUGUUGACCAUAGUAUUCUUCUAGAUGGAAGGUUGUUAACCAUGGUGUCCCGGGGUUUUGCGCGUUUCUCAGUGGGCAGGUUUCAGAAGGUGGUGGUUGUGGGUGGAGGGAAAUCAGACCCCUGACCACUUCAUGAUGAAAUGCAUCAGGGUUGAGACCACUUUCCUAUCCUGUUUAGCAUCUACAGAAAAUUUCUGGGAGAAGUCAUUUGCCAGUUUGGGGUGAAAUCUCAUCGUGAUGGCACAGUGGUUAGAAUGUAGUAAAAGGUAAAGGUAAAGAUUCCCCUCGCACGUAUGUGCUACUUGUUUCCAACUGUAGGAGGUGGUGCUCAUCUCUGUUUCAAAGCUGAAGAGCCAGCGCUGUCCAAAGACGUCUCUGGUCAUGUGGCUGGCAUGACUAAACAGAAAGGUGCAUGGAACACUGUUACCUUCCCCACCAAAGGUGGCCCCUAUUUUUCUACUUGCAUUUUUUAUGUAUUUUCGAACUGCUAGGUUGGCAGAAGCUGAGAGCUCACCCUGUUAUGCGGCACUAGGGAUUCGAACUGCUGAACUGCCAACCUUUCAAUUGACAAGCUCAGCACCUUAGCCACUGAGCCACCGUGUCCUGUUAGAAUACAGUAUUACAGGCUAACUCUGCUUACUGCCAGAAUCUGUUUUUAACUUAUUUAUAUAUUAUCAUUACUAAGGAUUAAGUAGUGAGCUACUCAAAUAUUGGGAGAAUACUAAAUUUCUCUGGGUGACAAAAAUCAACGGUAAUUGUGAAGGUCAUCAGAAUAAUCUUUUAAACUGGGUAAAUUACAAUUAAUGUCAAAUAUUGUGCAAUUUAAUUAAGAAGCACACCACCAUUUUUUCCAUAUACAUUGAUUGAGUCUGAGCUGUCUGUGAGAAAAAGAUCUUGCAAUCAUGGUUUCUACCUCUUUGAAGACAUCAGUUCAAUCAAUGGCAGCUGAAAAAUGGCAAAUUACAUGUUAGGGAUUGAAAAUAGGACAUAAGAAAUUGUAAUCCCGUUUAUGCAACUCUGUAGUAUAUCUGCAAAUGUACUAUAUACAAUUCUGAUAGCCACAUUUGAAAAAAGUAUAGAAGAAAGUCACUCAAAUUAUUGGGGGUGUGUGUGUGAAAGGGCAUUGAACCCUCUCAUAAAAAAAAAGCUAGAACAUUUGGGACUGUUUUGCUUGAAGAAAAGUCUUCUGAGGACAGAAGGCAUGACUGAGGGGUAUAAUAUUACUUGUGGCAGGGAGGAAGCUUUUCUCCCUAAGAACGUUGUGCCCAAUGAAGCUGUCUGGAAGAAGUUUUAUAAUAGGUAGCAGUAAGCAUUUCUUUACACAGAAUAUAUUAACCUGUGAAAUUCAUUACCAAAAAUGUGAUAAUUGCAAAUAAUUUGAAUUGUUUAAAAGGGAAUAGGAUAAAUUUACGGAAGACAAUAGCAAGAGCACUUAGACUUACAUACCAUCCCAUAGUGCUUCACAGCACUCUCUGGGAAGUUUCAAUGUCAGCACCUUGUCCUCAAUAAUCUGGGUCCUCAUUUUACCUACCUUGGAAGAAUGGAAAUGUAGGUCAAUUUUGAGCCCUGUCAGGGUCAAACUCCAGGCUGUGGGCAGAGUUUGCCUGCAAUACUACAUUGUAACCACUGUGUCAUCAAGGCUCUUUGACAUGUCUGUCAAGAAUUAGUCUUGUUGGCAAUCUUAUCCCUGCAAAUACCAGAUUCAAAGAAACAAAGACAAGAGAGAUGGAAUAUUUCCUACAUGCAAGGUCCUCAAAGCAUUCAGUUGGUCACUCUGGAGAAAAAAGAUGGGUUUGGCCUGAUCGAAGAGGCUUAUUCAUAUUUUUUAGCCAUUCAAAUAAAAUAUAUUGUAGUAGCUACAAGUAUGGAAAUAUAUCAGAAAUAUUUUGAGUAUGGCCUAGUCAUCAUAAAAUAUAUAUUAUAUUUGGUUUCAUAAAAUUAAGCAAUUGAUUUUCUUCCAUUAAAUAUUGUUUUAAUUUGAAUUUCAGUGUGACAUAUCCUUUUAUGGAAAUGCAGUCCAUUUUGUGUGGAGCAAGGUCUGAGGAGAAGCUAGUCAAGGCCAGCCGCGAUAUGUAUGACUGUGUCUACAUUUUUGUUUCUUCUACCAACACUGCAUUCCGAAUGCUCAACCAAUUUCUUGGAAGUAAAUUACCCAUAAUUACAGUACAGGAAAACCUUAGCAUCAAGGACAAUCUUCAGUUUCUACAGAGUGCUCUGAAAGAGAUGCAGAUGCUAAUAGAGUUGAAAGACAAAGAUUUUCAGGAAAAAAUUGGAGUUCCUUUGUAUUCCCAACUUAUUCUGCCAAGCCUUUCCACUGAUGAAAAAAUCAGGCUUAUAAAAGAUAUAUAUUCUCAAUAUAAUGGCAUUUUUGAAAAUAUCUGUGGUCCCAUUUGUGCUGUUAUAAUUAAGAAUGGUAAUCUGCCUGAAAUGCUUGAGAUUGCUAUUCGGAAUGUAAUGAGUACGCCUGUGCUGUCUCUUCAAGUGAGUGAACUUCUCAUGACCAAAGAAGAAAUUGCUAAAGCACUUCCAGACUCCAGUCCCUGUUCAUCUCAAACUUCACCACCAGUCAAAAAGAAAACCCACAGUUUUUCUGUUGUGCCCGGUUCUUUUUCACUUACUAAAUUCAUGCGGAUAAUUCAUUGUAAACAAACAUCUAAAGAUUCAGUUCAGUUGGCUGCAGAAAUCAUGGCAGAAGCUGUUCAGACUUUGAAACCAUCUUGUGAACAUUUCCAAAGAUCUAUUAAGAUGGCUGAAGAGUAUGUCACAUUGAUCAUUGACAAAAGGCAAUAAACCAGAAGAAAAUUACUCAGCUUUUAGAAAUUUACUUCAGUUUACAAAUAAAAAGUAAAAAGUUGCAAAUAAAAAAAGAGAAAAGUUCUGAUUGCAGUAUUUGUAUUCCCAUCUGCAGUUCAAACAUGUUAAUAUUUUUUAUAUAAUAUCAGUGUCAGCAAAGGCAUAUGUAUAUGGUUUGGUUCCUAUUCAAAAUUCCCCUUAAUAACUUUGAAGAGUUUUUUUAUCAGUUCCUUUUAAAUGGCCUUAUCCUCCUUUAUUAAUUCUUCCCCGUGCUGCUACUUCCCUUCUACUGCUUAAUUAUUUUUACUGUAUAUUUGUGGUCUUCAUUUCUUCAUCACAUUUCCAUGACUCUGGAACACCUCGAGCCAUUUCAACCAAACUUGGUACACAGAUGACUUACUCUCUGGAAAAAAAUACUGUGGUGGGAUUGAAAAAUUUAACAACCGGUUCGCUGCCCAGUUGCUGGGUGGGCAUGGCCUACUCGGCCUCCUGCACACGGUGGGAGGGGGGUGUUUUUGCCCUCCUGAAGCUCCAGAGGUUUUCCUUGAACUUCCAGGAGGGUGAAAAUGGUUUCCCCCAGGCUCUGGAGGCCGGAAACAGGCCCGUUUCUGGACUUCCGGUAGGCCCAUCUUUCACCCUCCCAGAGCCUCCAUGCAGGCCCUGCACUUACCUCACAACCAAAAUGGACCACAUGGAGACUCCGGGGAGGGGAGGGGAGGGGAGGGGUAAGUGGGAUCAGCCAGUCCUUGGAACAAACAAUUCGGCGAACCAGAUUAAAAUUAAAAGCCAGUUCACCCAAACCAGUCCGAAGCGGCUGAAUCCCACCUCUGGUAAGACACCCCUAACACCCCUCAGGGUGUGUGUUCUGUUAAAAUACAGCCUGUUAUGCCUUAAAAUGGCUUCUACUGUACUGCCUUAAAAUAGCUUCUACUGUAUACCACAGUGGAGUUGCCAUGGUAGCAGCUUCACAGUAUUCCACAAGGGGGCUCCCUCUGGUAAGGGGGAAAAUCCAAUAUUAGAAAUUACACUUAGUGCAGACAUUUUCAACAAGGCUUUGAUUAUUCUUGAGGACAAAUGUAUGGCUAUGAUCAAUAAAACAUUACUGCAACUCGACCUACAUGCACCACUACAAGACCAACUGUCAGCUUUGGAAGCCAUAUUAGGCCAGAAGCUUCCGUGCUGCCACUUUCUCAUCUGUGGGAAAGUAGGAGAAGGGAUUUAGUAGAGGGGUUGUCUUUAGACAUAAUAGCAUUCUUCCUGUCAGUCAAGGUCAGGGCGAUCCUGCAGCUGGAGAAGGAGUGGUUGGAGUGCUAUCUCGAAAUGGGACGGUUGGCGAUUGGAGCAUGUGAUCGACUGCAGAGUCAGGGUGGUUUUUGGGGUUUUGAUUUACUGAGGGAAAACCCGGACCUCUCAGACUCGGGUUUUCCCAGAUGUGCCAGUUUACCUAUCCUAGUAAAUAAAACUUUGAAAGAUGAUAUUGCUUUGGAGUUUUUACUUGGAGUUGGGGGGGUUUCUGGAACACUGACACCGACACGAUGUACUUCACACAGACUACAUACGAGAAAAGAACUACAACAUUGAAAAGCUUAGUGCAAAUAGCGCGGACAAGAAGCCACUUCUAAAUGAAGAUCAGAAAAAAGCAUACCAAAUGAUCAUGGAUCAGCUAGCAAAACAACAAGGUGGUAUCAUUUUAUCUGAGGCCUCUGGGGGCACAGGGAAAAUAUUUUAAACUAAUUUAAUUCUCGCCGAAAUCAGGGUUCAGGGAGAAGUUGCUCUUGCCAUUGCCUCUUCAUGAGGUCAAGACAUGUAAAUUAAUCAUAUGGGAGGAAUGCACCAUGACUCACAAGAAAGCUCUCAAGGCCCUUAACAUCACUAGGGCCUCUGGUGGCUCAGACGGCUAAGACAGUCUGUUAUUAACAGCAGCUGCUUGCAAUUACUGCAGGUUUAAGUCCCACCAGGCCCAAGGUUGACUCAGCCUUCCAUCCUUUAUAAGGUAGGUAAAAUGAGGACCCAGAUUGUUGGGGGCAAUAAGUUGACUUUGUAUAUAAUAUACAAAUGGAUUAAGACUAUUGCUUAACAUAGUGUAAGCCGCCCUGAGUCUUCGGAGAAGGGCGGGAUAUAAAUGCAAAUUAAAAAAAAAAACUAUGAGAAGACAACUUUAUGUUGCUUGCUCAAGGGUGGGUUCACCCAUGAAUUUAUUUAUUCUUGCUCCUGGAAGUGAAACUAAAAAUGUUGUUUAUAAUAAAUUUUGUGUUAAUUUAAUAUUAUAGUGAAUUUAUGAAACAUUUUACUUUAUAAUUUGUAUACUGUACUUAUACUUUUAAAAGCUUGUAAAUAAAAUUACUUUGAUUUGACUCUAUACGUAUGAUUCAUUCCUUUUCCUGUCUAAUACAGGAUUUGGAGAAAUAAAUAAAGCUGAUAACACCAGGUUAUCAGUAGUUAUAAAUAAUAAUUUGACAAAGGAAGUCCACUUAGCCUCUCCUUCCUUCUCACUCCAUGUUUUUUUUCCAAAGUACACAUACUCAGCACCUUGAUUCCAUAGCAUUUGUUUUUGCCUGGGAAUUCCCAUCGUUCCCAUAUAUUUGAAUUGUCCGGCAAAUAAUACCCUCUCCAGUUUUAUCCAGAAUAGAAGUAAAUACCAUAGCAACAAGACACAGAAUGAAUCUGAUUUUACUCUUCAAAGCAAGUUCAAGUAAGUGACUCAAGAAGAUAGGCUGAAUCCUUUUUGUUCAUCUCUCCUUGGUAAACCCCAAUUUUGUUAUGUACCGUAUGUGUAUAUGUGCAAAAUCAGGAUGGCCCCUAGCUGACUCACAAAAAUUGAACAUGGGCAUUCAGUUCCUUGCAUCUGAUUUCUUAGGACAAACCUAGACAAAUGACAUAUUUAUAUAUUUGUAUCUUUCUCAUUUUUGUGUUUAUACCAUAGACCAUCAAAUAUUUAAGCAUAGGAUAGGAACAUAGCUGUAGAAGUUUUUGAAUGGAAGAGAUUGUA